Orbicella faveolata is the source of this 2028-nucleotide messenger RNA. RefSeq names its product WD repeat-containing protein 13-like. NCBI's taxonomy places the organism in Eukaryota, Metazoa, Cnidaria, Anthozoa, Scleractinia, Merulinidae. Gene Ontology annotation, molecular function: protein binding; promoter-specific chromatin binding. Gene Ontology annotation, cellular component: nucleus. The record is from RefSeq and is a predicted model, not a curated record.
AUGGAGCCGAUUGCCACGCCCACAAAUAGCGCUGUUAACGAAUCAUAUUUUGAGGCCAGUUUUGACUCCUUGCAUGUUGACUCAUCUGAGGGAGGACACUCUCCUGGUAGGCCUACUCAUCGCCGUUACCAUAGUGGAGGCUCCUUUAAGUUCUUGCCUCCACCUGAUCUACCAGAGUCACCUCCAAGGGGCGUGGUACCUACACGCAAAGCUGAGGCCAGCAGACGGAUGGCAGGCAAUACCAGUUUGGGUGAGAACUAUGCAUUUGCUGGCAUGUAUCACAUCUUUGAUCAGCAUGCAGAAAGUGUCACUGCCAUUAAAUUUGCUAAUGAUGACAAACACCGUUUGGCAUGCAGCUCUGCAGAUGGCACACUGUCUGUCUGUGCACUUGUGCCUUCACCUCCAUCUGUGUCCUGCACACUUCGAGGACACACAGCAGCCGUCACAGAUUUUGACUGGUCAAUAACCAAUGACUUCAUACUGUCUGCAUCUUUGGACUGUACUGCAAGGGUCUGGGAUCCAGCAUCUGGACAGUGCUUACGUGUUGUGAAUGACAAUCACACCUGUGGUGUGUCGGCAUGCAGAUUUCAACCUGUUAACAACAACAUGCUAGUUACUGGAAACCAAAAGGGACACUUGCAUGUUUUCAACAUGUCGACUGGCAAAGGUUAUAAGGGUGGCAGUGCCAAAGUGUCAGCUGGUGUCAAGUCCAUGGAGUUUGAUUCAUCAGGCGGGCUAGUCUGGGUGGGAGACGAAAAGGGGAGCAUAUAUUCUUUUUGCUUUGAUGUGGCGUCUGGAAGGCUACACAAAGCUAAACGAAUGUCCAUAGCAGAAGGUAGUUCUGGUCCUGUGACAUCCAUCUCGUAUCGCAGCUGGAUGAAUCGUGAAGCUCGGGAUCCUGUGCUUCUUGUGAAUGUCGCCAUUAAUUUACUUUGCCUCUAUGGAGUUGUUGAUGAUAUGGGAGGUUUAAAGUUGAAAAAGUCGUUUUCCGUCGAACACAAGUCUCGUCAUGUAAGAAGCUCGUUUUGUCCACUAAUGUCGUUCAGACAAGGAGCUUGUGUUGUGAGCGGCAGCGAAGACAUGGCGGUGUAUUUCUUCGAUGUUGAACGCGCUGAGAAGCCUUGCGUCAACAAACUUCUUGGCCACUCGGCACCAGUCCUCGACGUUUGCUGGAACUAUGAUGAGAGCUUACUGGCAUCUUGUGAUACUGAGGGAACUGUCAUCGUGUGGAAGCGAGAGCAGCGAGAAAAGCACGUUCCAUGAUAUGCUGAUGAAUAUAAAUUUUAGAUAAUGUUAAAAUUAUAAAUGAACAGUGUAUGUAAAAUAAUAUCAUAGUCAACAGCAGACAUUUAGAGUAAAAAGGUAUAAUCUUUUAAAGUAAUGUAGACUUGGAAUACUGCACAUACGGAAACUGUUUCCAAGUGCUUUUCACAACCCUUUAAAAGUGCUAAAACUACUAAAAGUAACUUAUACUGUGUUAUUUUAUUAUUUUACCCUGCACUCUCUAUCUUUUUAUGUAGUCGCUGAGAUAAGAUACGAAAUCUUCAAUUUUAUGCAUUUGUGCCUCGCAUCCACACAGUUUCACGUGCAUCACACGUGUUUGCAGACACUAGUUCGUUGGCGUUUCUUGGCACAACAGGCGGAAAUUAGUUUAACUCUGCGCUUUGCGGUUUGAAUAACAAAGUGCGCUUGUCUCAGGAUGGGAAGAGAAGUAUGACCCUAGAGCAUAUAGCUUCAUUGCUAGGUUCCGUCCAAAGGUUAUGGCCUUGAGUAUUAUAGGGCUGAUAAUGGGUCAUGAUUUUGCCUUGGGGUCUGAUAUUGGAAUAAUAAUUAUUUUAGGUAAAUCUCACUCGCAUGUUGACAUAACUGCCCUCUCUUUUCCGCGCGCUUUCAUCUUCAAACGAAAAUGAUGGCAAGAGAAGUAACCAAGAAGAAUUUUCAAUUCAUGCGAUAAUGUGCGCAAACUGCCAGGUGUGUUGUUUCGGUCAGGAUUUGGAGAGUCGAGUGAGCACCAGCACCAAAAAUUCC